This is a messenger RNA of Xyrauchen texanus (razorback sucker), 2026 nucleotides long. Its product is annotated as intermediate filament family orphan 2-like. The record is from RefSeq and is a predicted model, not a curated record. Lineage: Eukaryota; Metazoa; Chordata; Actinopteri; Cypriniformes; Catostomidae. The transcript is spliced from 9 exons. The coding region runs from base 273 to 1874 and encodes 533 amino acids.
UUGACAACCAACUCUCCAGCCCGUUGUAUCAGUGGAUAAAACGCUGGCCGCGACCACCAACAAAUGGUGGAAAGGCAGUUGUGAGUUCAUGAAAUAUGUACUAGUAUCACUGUGUUUUAUCUGGCCGAAAGAAGUGCAUGUAAAGAAGUAUAUGCUAUUAUUUGUGUGACAUUAGAUAAAGGGAGUGCACCUUGCGUCCGCGAGUAUGGGGUGACGUAUGCUGCUUUACAGUAUAUGUAGUUUAACGCGAAGAGACAUUACUCGAGAAAAAGAUGGAUUUACCUCGUCGUUUUCCAGACCCGGUGCUCAACCCAAUAGUCUUCAAAGAAACCGCGGCAUCCUACGGAAAAGGUGCAGCUUCUGCAACCAGGACUGGGUCUGGCGCCACGGUAUCCAGCGCACUAAGAAACGAUUUGGGCACUAACAUUAAUGUGUUAAAAACACUGAAUCUCCGUUUCCGAUGUUUCCUUUACAAAGUGCACGAAUUGGAGCGCAGAAAUAAGUUAUUGGAGAUCAAGCUGCAGCACGCGCAGGAGCAGUCCCGGUACCGAGUCGUGUUUUCCCGAGAGCAAGCGGUCCAGACGAACCUCGAGCUGCCUUACGCAAACACACUGUGUCAGUCGAGACUUCCCGGUAAAAUCUGGAGUUUCUCACAUACGUCCAGAUACGGAGGACGGUUCGAAACUCAUCAGGGGCCCGGAGUGUCCUGGACUCAUCCUGAUGGUGUCGGGGUUCAGAUUGACACCAUCACACCUGAACUCAGGGCCUUGUACAAUGUUUUGGCCAAAGUCAAGCGCGAGAGAGACGAAUACAGGAGAAAAUGGGAGGAGGAGUUGUCCAAAUGUCAGCAGAUGGAGUCCUUGGUGAACACCUUACAAGAGAAUGUUCUGUCAUCUGAAGCAAUGCAAGGAGAAUUGACUGAGAAGAUGAAACUGCUUAAAUCAGAGUUGGUGGUCUUUAAAAGCCUCAUGUCUAAUGAUGAAGUGUCUGACUUGGACACUAAAAUCCAGGAGAAAGCCAUGAAGGUUGAUAUGGAUAUCUGUAGACGCAUCGACAUCACAGCCAAGCUGUGUGAUGUAGCACAGCAGAGGAACUCAGAAGACAUGACCAAGAUAUUGCACGGCAGCCCGUCCAGAGUUCCUCCAGAGCAGAAAGGGGGGAUGUCAGUAUGCAGGAAGGAGGAGUGUAAAGGUGAAUCAGAGCAGCAGAAAGUGGAGACUGAGCUUGAUUCUGGUCACUGUGAAGAAGAGGUGCCUGGAUCUCUCAACAUCACUGAUGAGAUGAAGCGUAUGCUCAACCAGCUGCGGGAAACGUUUGAGUUUGACGAUGACUGUGACAGUCUGGCGUGGGAAGAGACUGGGGAAACUCUACUGCUCUGGGAGGAUUUCUCUAACUACAACAGCCUGAACCUCACCACCACCCUGAACAACACAGCUGCUGCUAGUGCAGCCACCACCAUGACCUGCACCUCCAACUCACAUGAAGAAACCCACGAGCAGGUGGGUCAGCAGGAUUGGAGUCUAGGUAGCCUUAUACAUGAGACUGAGUCUCUCUUUAAAACCAGAGAGCAGGAGUACCAGGACACCAUCGGAGAGAUAGAGCUUGAACUGGCCACAGCCAAGAGUGAUAUGAACAGACACCUGCAUGAGUACAUGGAGAUGUGCAGUAUGAAAAGAGGGCUGGAUGUACAGAUGGAGACCUGCCGGAGGCUCUUUCAAAGCACAACUCCAACCGGCAGACAUUCCCCCUCUUUCAGCUCUGUGGCCAGCAGUGAUUCUGGAAACACAGAUGACAUCCAGGAUGAGCUGGAGCAUGAUGGAGUGAGGGAUGGAGUGAAAGAAGAGGCAGUAGAGACAAAUGGAGAUGUUAGAUGAUGAUGAGCCCUUCAUCAUUUGGCUUGCUCAGCUUCUCUUCCAGAGUUCUAGCUCUCUUUGUGAGCUCCUUUAAGUCUCUGGUCUUUGGAUGGAUAAGUGUGGAAUUCUAAAUUCCCAAAGAGCAAGUAUUGGUGCUACAUAUGUUGUCUUAG